Molecule: messenger RNA, 4535 nt
Organism: Stegodyphus dumicola
Lineage: Eukaryota; Metazoa; Arthropoda; Arachnida; Araneae; Eresidae
Biological process (GO): proteolysis
Molecular function (GO): serine-type endopeptidase activity
Source: RefSeq, a predicted model, not a curated record
AGUAUAUAAGAAGUUUAUCUAGGCCAUUCUUUAACAUACACCGUUUGGCAUCACAUCAACAGAAAUGAAAACAGAUCGAAGUAUUUGAAUUGAAACCUGAGUUACUUUAUAUUCGCCCUUUGUGAUUUAACAUCUGUUUACCAGGCUUUACCUGGUCUUUAAAACCAAAGAGAUGAGGUCAAUUCUUGCUGUGGCUCUCUGUUUAGUCGUUUCUGUGACAGCAGUUGUCUCCCAGUUUGAAAGUGGUACUCAAGAAACACCAAAACAAUGGUUCUGGAACUCAACCACAGAUGCAACAGAUUCACAAACUGCAGAUGAACUAUCGCCAAAGAACGCAAGCUCUACGACACCUUCUACAGUUUCGGACACUUCUACUGACAAUGGUUCAAGUAAUAAAACAGAAAACCAGAUAUUUUCCCCCAAGGCGUUCGAUUCCGAUGGCUUUCUCCCAGCCAACGCAACCAGCGGAAGGAGUGCCGGUUUAGCUGAACUCUUUUCUGACGAUUUUGCACCAGCCAAUGUUUCCAGAGGACGAAGCGCGAGAAUUUUAGACUUGGAUGCUAUUGGCAACGUUAGGGAAGGCAGAAUAAUGAACGAUGACCCCGGGAACCGUCGACUGAACUUGCAAGGAUUCAUCCCCAUCGUUUCUUUUGCCGGUAAGGAAAGCGACGACGAGCCCAGUAAGAAAUCUCUGGCGAAAAGUCCGAAACGUGUAGAAGAAGACGAUUUGUACUACAACGGACCGUAUCCUCCUCAACCCAUCGAUAACGAAGAGCAAACAAAGUCCCAAAACUAUUACCUUCCUUCGUCUGAAUCACUGAAAAACCAUCGCAAAGGGUACGAGAAGGCUAUAGAUGACAAUAACCAGGAAGUGUUUGGAACAAGGCUCCAAAAUGCGCAUCAGAAUAAUAACAAUCAUGAUUUCUACAUUCCUCCCUCUCAAAACUCGAAUUCGAACAAUCAGCAAAAUAAGCAGAGGUACAUCAUUGCUCCAGAGAAAGAACUUGUACGUUAUAUUUCUGCGGAUGAAUAUCACAAGCGACCCACUUACCAAGAAGAUUCAAAAAAGUAUCAAGGGAAUAAUCAGCAAGAUCAAUACUAUAGCGAAGACGUGACAAAAUCUGCAUCACAGGCGGCAGGACAUUUCAUUGUUUCGUCUAAUUCUAACAAGGACGACGAUGAUGAUGUCCAGUAUGCUCAAGCUGGUCCUUAUCCACCGGAACCAUUAAAAGAGAGACAUCCGACAAAAGACACCACUGCAAAACAGUUUCGACCGGGAAGCAAGCAGUUCGACCAAGAAACACUUUAUGAACUUUCUAACGGCAAUUACAUCCUCAGCAACGAAAACGGCCAGGGUGGAGAAGACAAAUGCAUCUGUGUACCUUUCUACCUGUGCAGGAAUGGUUACCUCACUAAUUAUGGCAGAUCUCUAGAAAAGGAUCCCAUUGAUGAACGGUCAGCAAGAAAGGUGUCUAAAAGAAGUGCUGGAAACCAGACAGAAGCAAAAGAAUCAGGUCCCGAAUCCCAAACCAUAGCACCUUAUACGGAAGACAUCAUGGCCAGGGUCAUAGGUUUGAACAACGUAGGAGACAGUUGUGGCCUCUUGCGCAGAUGUUGCAGAGUACCUCAGAGGGGUGCACCAGGAGGUCUUCUACCAUUCAGUCCUGAUAACUAUCCUAUACCGAACCCAGUGGGAGAUUUAAGCCAACUACCUCCUGGUCUCCUUCCUCCGGGUCUUCAAGGUAUUACCAUCCAACAAAUCCAGGGCAACCAAGACCAUCCCAAUGCAUACAUUGUUAACCAAGGUCAUCCCCAAGAGCAACAGAUCAUUUUAGUUCCCCAAGAAUUGCCCCAACCACCUCCACAUAGAAGACCAAGACCUGCAUAUCCACAGCCUCCUAAGCCUACGUAUCAACCACCCCGCCGACCAAAGCCAAGCAAUCCUAAUCGUUCCAUCAGACCCAUAUAUCCGCAGAAAAGACCUCAUCAACCCCAGCCUGUGUAUCCCCAAGAACCUGUAUAUCAACCUCAACCGAGUUAUCCCCCAUCGCAGCCUGUGUACCCACCACCCAACCACCGACCACCAAAGCCUUUAUAUCCUCAACCUGAUUACUCCGAUCCUCCACCACAAAUCCAUAACGGGCAGUGUGGAGCAAGGAAUGGAUUCGGGAUCCACGGACGAGUGAACAAUCUUCAGUACCACGACGAUGCUUCUGAAUUUGGUGAAUAUCCUUGGCAGGCUGCUAUUCUAUUGAAAGUUGGACCUGGAAACAACUUAUUUGUUUGUGGUGGUACUCUCAUUUCUCAAAACUGGGUGGCAACAGCAGCGCAUUGCUUGAAAAAACAUCACGCCGAAGAACUAAAGGUUCGUUUAGGAGACUGGGAUGUCCACAGAGAUGACGAGUUUUAUCCUUACGUCGAGAAAUUUGUUGUAGAAGUCGUCGUCCAUCCCGACUUCUACCCUGGCAACCUCCAGAACGAUUUGGCACUUCUCCGUCUCGAGUCUCCCGUCGAUCCCAGUUUACCACACAUUUCACCAGCUUGUCUUCCAGAGCUUAACGAGAGGUUCGACAACCUAAGGUGUUGGGUCACCGGUUGGGGAAAGAACGCUUUCGGAGAGCAAGGAGAAUAUCAAAGCGUUCUGAAGGAAGUAGAUAUUCCAAUUCUAAGUCAUAGGGACUGCGAACAUAGGCUGAAACAGACACGUCUUGGCCGCAGUUACAACUUGCAUCCUGGUUUCUUAUGCGGUGGCGGUGAACCCGGCAAAGACGCAUGCACAGGUGAUGGAGGCAGUCCAUUGGUUUGCGAACAUGGAGGAACAUGGAAAGUCGCCGGUCUGGUGUCCUGGGGCAUUGGUUGUGGACAACCAGGCGUUCCAGGAAUAUAUGUCAAUAUGGCGAAAUACAGAAGCUGGAUAGAUACUGUGAUCCAUCGUUUCGGAUAGUACGUCGAUCCUCUUCAGAAACCAUAUUUGUUAAACGAAACGCAUUUCUAACUCAUAAUCUCAUUCCAUCGACGUGUCUUGUCUGCUGGUAGACAAUUUAAGUUUUUAUUUGUAUUUUUACAAUGGUAUUGUAAUUACAAGGCUCAUUAGUAAGUUACAUUAUCGCGAAUUUUUUUUUAAGAGCUGAUCUAAGGAAUUACAAAAUUUCAACUUGAUGAUUUUUUUCUCCGCAAUAUUUGCUAAAAGUGAUGAUGCGUCUAAGGCCGUUGGACACUUUUCUUGAAGUUUCACAAUAAGCUGCGAGACAAACUGAUUUUUAAAAGACAAAUUCGUUUAUCAUUUAUUUAGAUAUAUCCGAGUUCCCAGUGAGUUAAUUGUUGAAUUUUUUGAAUUUUCGUCAAAGUCCUGGUCAUUAGUAGAAAAAAAUAGGGUGAAUUUUAACAAUGUUGAUUACAUAUGCUUUCCUCAAACUUACAUUUAAAAGCAGUUAUAGAAUAAAAUGUGCAAAUCGUUGCUGAGAGUUGCAGCACUAUUUAAUUAUCACGUAAAAUAAACAAAAAUUGGUUAAAGUCAGCACAAAUAAAAAUUUACUAGCUGUUGUUUCGUUAGAAAUAGCCCAACACUAUCAAAUCGUUAUUGCCACAAUAAACACAGCAAAAGUCGAAAUAUAUUUAAUGUGCAUUCUAACAGAGAUGGGACGUGGAACAGGUUCCUUCGUUAGACCACAUAUUCCAAACUGCACUUCAAAUACUAAAAUGUCUGCUGUGUUUAUCGUAGCAACAAUUCUUUGACAAAUAAAUCACUACUUUCAAAUAAACAGCGAGUACCGAUUUUUUCUGUGCUGUACAAGACUGUAAAAACUGUACAAACUUAUUUUCCUCAAAUAUCAACCUAAAGACUUUUGAAAUAACGAAUUAUUUCAUCUCCUCAUAAAUGAAUCACAUCACUUUGAAGCUCGUUCACAUCAAAGCUUUUUCCUGAGCUUUUUUUUCUGGUCUUUAAUACAUUAUUCUAUGUAGUUAUCUCCUCCUUGAGCAAAUGCUAAACUUCUUUAAAGAGCAUUUUUAUUCACUUGUAAAUAUUAAAAAAAAAACGGAAUAAAAAAUGAGAUUUCGGAAAUAUGUUAUUAGAAACAGCAUCAUUUGCUUCUCUGGGAAAAACUGCUUUCUGCUUUGGCAGUUUAGAGCCUUGUAAUGACAAUACUACUUGAUCUGUCUUCUGAGCGAAAUCACGCUAUCCAAAUACAUGAUCUGCAACAUGGAGGAAGUAACAUGUAUGCCAAAUUGGUACAAGAAAAUUCUACGACCGAUACCACAACUUCUUCUCUUCGUUGCAGCUUGUAUCGAGGAAAAUGCCAGAGUUAUUGUCAAAAAUGCUUUCAUAGUUUUGCAUCCUGUUUAUAUAUUUGUGUGUAGUCCAUCAACUGUGUAUUUAUUUUAUUGAUUCAUGUGAGAUUUCCUAAACACGAUAAUAAAGUUUAUAAUACUUGCCGCUAUGUUGUUGUCGCAUAUAUAUUUAAAUUUUGUAUUUGUACUUAAGUUAUACCCUCAUCUCCUCAGCAGGGAGAAAAUAAAGUUAAUAUUUCACGUUU